Molecule: messenger RNA, 735 nt
Organism: Pipistrellus nathusii (Nathusius's pipistrelle)
Lineage: Eukaryota; Metazoa; Chordata; Mammalia; Chiroptera; Vespertilionidae
Source: the annotation of a GenBank genome assembly
AUGAACGGGCCGGCGGACGGCGAAGUGGACUACAAGAAGAAAUACCGAAACCUGAAACGGAAGCUCAAGUUCCUCAUCUACGAACACGAGUGCUUUCAGGAGGAGCUGAGGAAGGCACAGAGGAAGCUGCUGAAGGUGUCCCGGGACAAGAGUUUCCUCCUAGACCGGCUCUUGCAGUACGAGAACGUGGAUGAAGACUCUUCGGACUCAGAUGCCACUGCGUCUUCAGAUAACAGUGAGACAGAGGGGACACCCAAGUUGUCGGACACGCCAGCCCCCAAGAGGAGAAGAAGCCCUCCGGUGGGGGGUGCCCCCUCCCCCUCCAGCCUCUCUCUGCCUCCUUCCACAGGGUUUCCCCUGCAGGCCUCCGGGGCCCCCUCCCCAUACCUGAGCUCGCUGGCUUCUCCCCCCUACCCCCCCUUCCCUUCUGACUACCUGGCCCUGCAGCUGCCCGAGCCCAGCCCCCUGAGGCCCAAGCGGGAGAAACGGCCCCGCCUGCCCCGGAAACUCAAGAUGGCGGUGGGACCCCCUGACUGCCCUGUGGGAGGGCCGCUGACCUUUCCCAGCCGGGGUUCUGGGGCUGGGGUGGGGGCAGCCCUGGCCCCACUGCCUCCCCCUAAGAUGCCCCCCCCCACGAUCCUGAGCGCAGUCCCUCGGCAGAUGUUCAGCGAUGCAGGCAGCGGGGACGAUGCCCUGGAUGGAGACGAUGACCUGGUGAUCGACAUCCCGGAGUGA